CACGCCCAGCGGCGGCUAGCCGACGCGCCGCGCGCGCAAUCCGAGACCAGCGCGGCGGAAAGGCGAUAGCGGCCAGACAGCGAGCGACCCAGUCGUCGUCGGUGGCUGCGUUAGGGCUGCGCCACUCAAAACAGGUAUUCGCCCAACCAUCGACGCCGUGCGCUUUGUGACCUCCGCGGCCAGUUUCCACAGAGCAGGCUCCCGUCGGUGAAAGUCUCUAGUGCACGCGGGCGCAAGCCAGUCGCGGCAACUUGACGCCAUGCAUCACCUGGUGCUCUCUUCACUGGUGGCGGCGGUGACGUUCGCGACGAUUAAGUGUCAAGCUCACUACCCUACACCAGACCCGCCGGUGCUCAGGGCGGUGGCCCUCCUCACCACAGGAACCAUAAAGGGCACCGUCCAGUUCAUUAAGGAGAACCCCUAUGCGCAGGUGCAGGUGCAUGGGAACGUGACCGGACUGAACCCCGGCAGACACGGCUUCCAUGUGCACCGGUUCGGCGACCUCACCGGAGGCUGCAAGAGUGCCGCCGCCCACUACAAUCCAGCCAAUGCUGACCACGGAGCACCUACUGACGAUAUCAGGCACAUAGGCGACCUGGGAAACAUCGAGGCUGACAUGAACGGCGUCGCGCUCUUCAGCUUCUACGACCGCUUGCUGGCGCUGGAGGGUCCGCAAAACAUCGUUGGAAGAGCAGUCGUCGUGCACGAGCGCGAAGACGACCUGGGACGAACCACGCACCCCGAGAGCCUCUUGACGGGCAACGCGGGCGGCCGGCUCGGCUGCGGAGUCAUCGGCAUCGCUCCCUACUGACGGCAGUGGCAGCUCCACCCUCACCACUGCACGGAACCUCGCUCGACUUGCGCCAGAUGGGCCUUCUUUCGUCAAAAGGCAAAUCGUCGUCCAGUCACGCAAUUUCUCGUGUUCACUUCCACUGCUUGCUUUGUUUAAUAAAGACAAAAUCAUUAAAAUGA
This is a messenger RNA of Dermacentor silvarum, 972 nucleotides long. RefSeq names its product superoxide dismutase [Cu-Zn]. Gene Ontology annotation, molecular function: copper ion binding; superoxide dismutase activity. Gene Ontology annotation, biological process: removal of superoxide radicals. The record is from RefSeq and is a predicted model, not a curated record. Lineage: Eukaryota; Metazoa; Arthropoda; Arachnida; Ixodida; Ixodidae. The transcript is spliced from 5 exons. Bases 260 to 811 code for a protein of 183 amino acids.